Molecule: messenger RNA, 3184 nt
Organism: Tilletiaria anomala UBC 951
Lineage: Eukaryota; Fungi; Basidiomycota; Exobasidiomycetes; Georgefischeriales; Tilletiariaceae
Product: WD40 repeat-like protein
Exons: 4
Coding region: 89-3103 (1004 amino acids)
Biological process (GO): maturation of SSU-rRNA
Cellular component (GO): small-subunit processome; Pwp2p-containing subcomplex of 90S preribosome
Molecular function (GO): protein binding; snoRNA binding
Source: RefSeq, a predicted model, not a curated record
AGCAUCCAAAGCUGGUCGGGCCCCUUGCACUCGCAUACUGCGUUACAAGAAUAGAAGCGGGACUGGGGCUGCCGCUAGAUUUUUCAGUAUGGUAAGGUCGUACAACCGUCACGAGCCAACGGCGGCCUUCGGCCUGAUCGCCUCCAACACUGCCGUCCGCCCGGUCCUCGACUCGGAUGGCAAGCGCGCCUACGUCGCCGCCCUGGAAGAUGUCUUGGUCUGGGACGUCAAGCGCGGUGAACUCCUCGCGACUUGGCAUGAAAUCGGCCACAUCUCACCUGUCACUGCUAUCGCCCGUAACCCGGCCGACAGCGACGUCUCCGCCGUAGGUUAUGCAGAUGGUACCGUGCGCCUCUGGAGGGCCUCGACUGGUGCGUCAUUUCUCACCUUCAACGGCCACAAGGGCACCGUCACAUGUAUCGCAUGGGACUCAAAUGGAAUGAGGCUCGCAAGCUCCGGGCAAGACACAACGAUCGUACUAUGGGACGCCAUUGCUGAACAAGGGCUUUUCCGGCUGCAAGGACAUAGAGACAGCGUUACAGACAUCCUUUUCAUGCCACAAAUUUCCCAUGUUGACGAGAGCAGCUCUUCGUCUUCGAGCACUGCAACUCGCUCUGCCCCAGGUCGCCUUUUGGCCAGUGUUUCAAAAGAUGGUCUUCUCAAGCUCUGGGACACUGAGCUGCAGCACUGCGUGGAAACGGUGGCGCCAGGGGAUGGGGAGCUGUGGUCGGUCUGCGCUGUACACGCCUCUGAUCUGCCAGAAGCAGAGCAAUCCGCUUCGUCAGCGCUGAUUUUCACAGGUGGAAGCGAAGGGCAGAUCAAGAUGUGGGAGUGUUCGCUACUGCAAGCUCAGAAAUCAUCAGAAACGAAACCCAGUGGAACACCUACAGAUUCUACUGCAAACCAGUUGCUUCCUGUUUCCGUGCAACUGCAGGGCACUCUCCCUCAUGGCUCAUCGAAGAGGGUCAUGCAGAUCGCGCUUGCUCCUCGCCCCCAGCAAAGGCCGGACAGUCGUCAGAUCGCAGCCUUGACAUCCGAUCGUACGCUGCAAACCUACUCGUUCCGGUCUGCCACCGAUAUUCGCAAAAAGAUGGCGAGAAGACUGAAGCGCGCAAAGGAGAAGGCACAGCAGAAAGGCGGCGAAGACAAGAACUCGCUAGCACAACCACCGCCAGAGGGAGAACUUGUAUGGCUAUCACACAUAGAGGUUGGCGAGAUCGUGCGGCCCCAGGAUGGUCGCAUCCGCGCUUUUGCUUUUGGCGACAGUCACACACCAGCUGAGAGUAAAUCGCACAGCCACCCCGUGCUCUUCGUGCUCAGUAACAACGCUCUCGAGAUCCGGAAAGUCUCGACCAAAGCCAAAGGAAAGGAGGCGGAAAGCUUGGACGCGGGCCUUGUCGCCUCAUUUGGGCUCGAACUACCUGGGCACCGAGCGGACAUCCGCGCCAUCGCCCUUUCGCACAAUGGUGAGCUUAUCGCCUCCGCUUGUUCGAGUGGCUCUGUGAAGGUCUGGAACCUCGCUGUCGGAAGAUGUCUACGGACCAUGCCUUGCGGCUAUGCUCUCUGCUUGACGUGGCUCCCGGACGACUCUCAUAUUCUGGUCGGUUGCAAGGAUGGCUCGAUCCACAGUUACGAGGUCGCAAGUGGCAACGAGGUGGAGGCUAUAAAAGCACACGACGGGCCAGUAUGGUCGAUAGCCCUGAAACCUAAUGGGAGCGGAUUCGUCAGUGUGAGCGCUGAUAAGACGGCCAAAUUCUGGGAGUUCUCAAGCGAUGCGGAUGACGACAAAAUGGAGGAAGAGCGCGAGUCGGCAAAUCCGGCGCCUAAUAAACUCUCCCUCGAACAUGUGCGCACCCUCAAAAUGACCGACGACAUUCUUUGCGCCUGUUUUUCUCCCAAUGGGAAGCUUCUGGCUCUGGCUUUGCUUGACAGCACUGUCAAGGUUUUCUUUGCCGACUCUCUCAAAUUCUUCAUCUCUCUCUACGGGCACAAGCUGCCGGUUCUUACCUUGGACAUUUCCCUAGACUCCAAGUUGAUCAUCACGGGCAGUGCGGACAAGAAUGUCAAAAUAUGGGGGCUCGACUUCGGCGACUGUCAUCGCAGCCUCAUUGCGCAUGCGGACAGCGUGAUGUGCGUUCAAUUCGAAAAGGGUCAACAAGGCGGCGGCCUCUCGGGUGGUCGUGAAGGCGAUAGUCAUCGCUUUUGGAGCGCGGGCAAAGAUGGGUUGCUCAAGUUCUGGGACGGCGACAACUUCGAGUCUGUGCAAACACUCCAGGGUCACCACGGUGAAAUCUGGGCUAUGGAUGUAGACGGCCGAGGGUCAAAAGUGGUGACGGCAGGCGCCGACAGAAGCAUUCGAUUAUGGGAAAAGACAGACGAGCUUCUCUUUCUUGAAGAGGAGCGCGAGCGCCAGUUGGAGAUGGUCUAUCAGAACGCUGGGAACUCGCGCACCGAUGACGAGAAGCAAAUCGGCCAGCUGGCAGAUGCGGAUGGACAGGCAAAGGCGAGUGCCCAACCCGAGGCAACGCUCGUGACUGCACCCGCACACACCUCGCUCACAACAGGAGAAAGGCUCAUCGAGGCAAUUGAGGUCGCCGACCGCGACAGGCACGAACAGGCCGAUCCUUUGCCUCCUCCACGCAGCGCCGCGCUGCUCGCUGGUUUGCAGGACGGCGACGAACAAAUGCCAGCGCGCUUUGUUUUCAGAGUCGUGGAGAAAAUUCCAUCGACACAACUGACGGACGUGCUGCUACUCUUGCCCUUUCACAAUGUGACAUCACUAUUCGAGUACAUUGAUACGUGGCUUCAAAAGGAAUGGUCCCUGCCGCUGUCGUCCCGCAUUCUCUUCUUCCUCUUAAGAACACAUCACCAGCAGAUCGCGAGUAACAAGCUUUUGCGUGGCACUAUCAAUAGACUGCGCACCAGCCUUCGCGCAGCACUACUCAAGAACAAGACUCUGGUCGGUUUCAAUAUGAGCGGGUUGCGAUAUGCCCAGGCGCAAGCUGCGUCACGCAAGCAGGCUUCGUUGGGCGUCUUUGAAGACGAUAUCGAUACAUCGACCCAAUUUCCCGUGACAACUAAACGCAAAUUCAAUGUAGUCUAAUGCAACCCGUCAAGCUAAACCCGUGUCUGUUCUGUUCGCGAUACCGACCCUUCUCUGUCCGUUUCCAAUGUCAAAUGUCAC